This is a messenger RNA of Scaptodrosophila lebanonensis, 1908 nucleotides long. Its product is annotated as zinc finger protein 675-like. The record is from RefSeq and is a predicted model, not a curated record. Gene Ontology annotation, cellular component: nucleus. The coding region runs from base 467 to 1858 and encodes 463 amino acids. The transcript is spliced from 3 exons. Gene Ontology annotation, biological process: regulation of transcription by RNA polymerase II. Lineage: Eukaryota; Metazoa; Arthropoda; Insecta; Diptera; Drosophilidae. Gene Ontology annotation, molecular function: DNA-binding transcription factor activity, RNA polymerase II-specific; RNA polymerase II cis-regulatory region sequence-specific DNA binding.
UAUUUAUACGGCAGGUGCAGACUUUAACAACGUAGCUUAAUGUGAACUGAACUAUAAAUGUUCAUCAAACCACAAACUCCAAAAUUAUAGGAGUUGAAGUCUGUAUGAAAUCAAAAUUAACCGUUUUUAAUGUGCAUUGUGCGUGAAGAAAAAAGCUGUAGAAAAAUUCUGAGAAAAUUUAAGCACCAAGUUAACGAAAUGUUGAAAUGGAAUUACCUGUGUCGGUAAUUGUGUGGUAAAGGUUGAAAAUUGAGCAGUUAUUUUGAAUGCUUUAACGUUUAUGUUCAUAUGCAGAUAGUGGGACUUCAAGGGGCACCUGGAGGCUGAGCAUUUGGAUAGACUCAGAGAUUUUGAGACGGAGGAAAGCCAGCAGAAACAGUCGGCGCCGCGACCUUCACUUUCAUCUGGCCGUAGGAGCAGUCGAUCUACUUCCAGCGGCGUUAAGCUCUGCGAUCCAGUACUGCAAAUGCAAAACAACACAUUUGUAAACAAGGUGGCGUUGGGAACUCCAGAACUGCAAACACAUUUGCCGAUGUUGGACCCUGGAAGUAGUUCUGACUUGGUUGACUUUCCGUCAGACCCGUUAGAGAACAUAUCAUUGCAUGGAUUUUUGUCAACGAAUGAAGAUCCAGAGCCAGACAUAGAUAUUGAAAUCUCAGAAUUUAAUGUAAAAGAGGAACUGGAAGAGUCCGAGUCUGCUGCAGGGCUGGAAGCUGAACUUGAUUGGUUUGAGAGUAACGACAGCUUCACAAAACUGGAGGACGCAACUGAGGACGAUGAUGAACUGGUAAAAGAUGACGAAAAACAGCGCGGAAAACGUGGCAAACGCGGCAAACGGGGUACUAAGGCGCUUACCAGCAAAGGCUCCGCACUUCCAGUGCCCCAACUAAGUCACGCUCAGAACCGAGCCCUCAUCGAGAUCUACCGUCGGUGCAAUCGAACCUGGGACAUGCAGGACUUGACCUAUCGCCUGCGCCACAUUCGUCAGCAAGCUAACGACAACUUGCUGCAGCUGUGCAGGGAUGAACUAAAGCUGCAGAUUAACCCGAAGCAGUUACAACGUUACAUUUGCCGCAUCCGCUACGCCUAUACGCAGGAGAAAACGCGACAGCUGCAAUGCGAGCGCGAUGGGCGCCCGUAUGUGCCCAUCUGUCCGUACUAUAAGCAGAUCCAGUUCCUAGAGCAGCACGUCGGACCAUUUAAGUGCGAGGUAUGCGAGGCAGUGAUAAACGGAGUCGAUGGCUUCAAGGUCCACAGAUCCCAGCAUGACGGGAGCAUGCCCUUUUUGUGUCCUAUCUGCCAACGGGGUUUCUCACGCAGUGACAACUGCACAAUACAUUUGCGUCGGCACACCCAAGAUUUUCAUGUGUCCUGCGAUCAGUGCGGUAAGCGCUUCGCCAAUACGUCUGACAUGCAGGUUCAUCGGCGUAAUCAUACCGGAGAGAAGCCAUAUUGCUGUGACGUGUGCGGACAGCGGUUUCGCACGUCAUCCUUCUUCGACAGGCACAAAAGACGGCAUGAGCUGCGGCCCAAAGGCAAAUGCCACAUUUGUGGCAAACACUUCUUUGAGCAAUCUGUGCUCAACGACCACAUUAAAGCUCAUCUAAACGUUCGAGACAAAGUGUGUGACGUUUGCCAGAAAGCAUUCACAAGCGCCAAGUACCUGCGCCAGCAUAAAGAGAUUCAUGCCGCCAAGAAGCGUUACAUGUGCAAAAUUUGUGGUAAAUGUUUUGCACAGUAUGCCGGACUCAAUGGGCACAUGAAGUCGCAUGGGACGACUAUGCGCGAGGCUGCUCAAAUGAGCAUUGUCUUCACGAAAGAUCCUGAACCAGAUUUGCCUAGCGAGCAGUGUUGCUAGUUGGUGUCCCUAUCCCUAAAGUCCCAUUAAAAAGCUUUCUUUGUGAUUUA